Funneliformis geosporum is the source of this 942-nucleotide messenger RNA. The record is from the annotation of a GenBank genome assembly. Lineage: Eukaryota; Fungi; Glomeromycota; Glomeromycetes; Glomerales; Glomeraceae.
AUGCCGAAAACCGGUGACAAAAAGAACCUUUCAACACAUUUCCUGGCUGGUGGUGGUGCGGGAUUAUGUGAAGCACUAUGCUGCCAUCCUUUAGAUACUAUAAAAGUGAGAAUGCAGUUGAGUAAGAAGAGUCAUAGACCAGGCUUUUUUACCGUUGCUGUUAAUAUUAUAAGAAAAGAAUCAUGGUUCGCCUUGUAUAAAGGGUUAGGCGCUGUAGUAACAGGAAUUGUGCCGAAGAUGGCUAUUCGUUUCUCAAGUUUUGAGGCUUAUAAAGAAUUUUUGGCAAAUAAAGAUACUGGCAAAGUUUCAACCGCUGCUACAUUUUUUGCCGGUCUUGGCGCAGGUACUACGGAAGCCGUACUCGUUGUGACUCCCAUGGAUGUCAUAAAGAUUCGUCUACAAGCUCAACGUCAUUCAAUGACUGAUCCUUUGGAUAUUCCGAAGUAUCGAAAUGCUGCUCAUGCAGCUUAUACUAUAAUAAAAGAAGAAGGUAUUCAAGCAAUGUAUAAGGGUGUCGCUUUGACUGCGCUUCGACAAGCCACAAACCAAGCUGUCAAUUUCACUGUUUAUCAGGAAAUGAAAAAACAAAUGAAAAAAUUACAAGAAACAAAGGAUGGUCAAGAAUUACCAACAUAUCAACAUUUGUUGAUGGGUGGUUUAAGUGGUGCUAUGGGUCCUAUUGCAAAUGCUCCCAUUGACACCAUUAAGACUCGUAUUCAGCGCUCAAGUAGCACUGAAAGAGGUUGGUCUAGAUUCAAAUCAGUAACUUUAACUCUUAUAAAAAACGAAGGUUAUAUGGCCUUGUAUAAAGGUCUUUUCCCUCGUUUGAUGCGUGUAGGUGUUGGUCAAGCUGUUACUUUUGCCUCUUAUGAACGAAUCAAAAUUUAUUUAGAAAUAAUUUACCAAAAAGGGUUCUUCGCUGCUCUCGAAGAAUCCUUUUAA